This is a messenger RNA of Orbicella faveolata, 1547 nucleotides long. RefSeq names its product mdm2-binding protein-like. Gene Ontology annotation, biological process: protein localization to kinetochore; regulation of protein ubiquitination; traversing start control point of mitotic cell cycle. Gene Ontology annotation, cellular component: kinetochore. The record is from RefSeq and is a predicted model, not a curated record. NCBI's taxonomy places the organism in Eukaryota, Metazoa, Cnidaria, Anthozoa, Scleractinia, Merulinidae.
AUCUGCGAAAUCUCUGCGAAAGAAAUUUAUGUAUAUGCUACGAAGAAGCCACAGCUUUUUAUCGUGUCAGAUCAGAUUAAACAUGGACAGGUUUUUCCUGUUUCUUGUAGUCCACGAUGAUGAUCCUGCGACUCAAGAAGGCAAGAUGAAUUCAACAAAUUUAUUAGUCAUUUAACAGUUCCGGUUAAUUAAUAGCUUUGAUGAGUCUCAUUUCAGUUUGUUUGGAAGAAUACUGAUACUGAGGAUGUUUGUUUUGAUGACAUGAUUGUUGUGUAUAGUCCUUGGAAAAAAUUUCUUCACCCUCAAGUUGGAACAUAUGCUUUAGUUCAAGUUAAGCUUGAGCUUUCCUCUCUGUUUCUUGUACCGUAAAAUCUGUGUCAAUAUGAUCAACAACUUGGUUAUUCGUUGAAAGUAGAUUGAGCUUAACCGCUCUGGAAAGUGGGAGAGCAGUCUGGCAGAUGGAACCUCUCUAACCCCUUGCAACAGAAAAGGGCCAGUGUUGAGAGAAGAUGAUUGAUUGAUUGAUUGAAAAUUUAUUUGUCAAAGUCCUUUAGUCCAUAAGUGGUGAGAAUCUGCUGAGAUGUCCUUGGGAAAUAUCAAGUGCCCUGCGUGUGAAUUUCUUUUCAUUUAAUAGAAACAGAAAAUCAGGAAAAUUUCUCUAUGUUACUGUGCACUGACACUUAGUUCCUUGCUAUGUUCUAGGCUAUUGCCAAUGCCCUAAAGAUGGGAUUCCUGGUCUUCAGAGCUUGGUUAAAGAUCUUGUUUCUUGUCAUGAUGAGAGUGAAAAUUCAAGCACAGAUCUUGAUAAUGCUCAGUCAAUGUUGUUUGAUCCUCUUUUGGCUUUAAAGAACUGGACACCUACUAUUCAUUUCAGUCUUGUUGAGGAAAAGCAAUUUUCAAAUCAAUUUGAGUGUUUUUCAAGAUGGCAUACAGGAGAAUAUCUCAAGGAAGUAUUGAGACUACUCGAAAAGCCAGUUAGUCCUAGGAAUCAGAAUCCUGUUGAUGUAAGUUCUGAUAGUGAUGCUGAAAUUUCUGAAAGACUACACCAGCUUGCAGAUGGUUUACCAGAUCAAGGAGUUCCCAUUGAUGUCUUUUGGUUCAUUUGUGGAAAGACCAAUGUGCCAAUCAGGUCCCAUCUGCACCUGUUUGGAGCAUUAAAGCGCUUGCAGCAAUGGCAUAAUGCUAACAUAACUGUUCUUUGCAGUAAUGAGUUUGACAGGAAUUCCUUUAUGAAGUCUUGGCAGAAUAGUCUGAAGUUUUCAAUCUCACAGCUAAACCAAAAUGAUAUCACUACAAAACUAUUUAAUCCAUCAGUUGUAUGGCAAGGUUCUCUGAUCUUUGGUGAGGUAAUUUUAUUUUCAUAUUUUUUUCUUUGUUCCUUCUAUUUGUGCUACUUCUUUUUAUGCAAAUCUCUAUUUUCCAAAACAAUGCACUCUUUACAUGUACAGUGUNGAGUUUUCAUUGUUUUCAAUAGUGAUGGUUUGCGACCAAUCCCAAGAGAUACAUAUGACAGAGGUUUGGCAUCCAUGUUCGAUGACACUAAAUGA